GUCGGUCAGGAUCUGCAUAGUUGUCGAUCUGCUUUCAUUCCUUCUCUCAUUCUUUUCGAACUCUGUUACUCUCCAUCUAACAAGAUUUAUCGCGUCCAUCUUUGGUCAGAUUGAGUUUAUAUAUCUCGGUGAUAUCAAUCACUAGUGUACUAGUUACUAUUUCAAGUACAGAUGCUGGUCUUCCCUCUUCUGGCCUGGGCUCUAGGGCCAGCACCACUGGCAGUUCAAGCACUGACAGACGGCAACUCAUCCAUCUACCACCAAACGGCAGAUCUAGAUACAUACAAAGUUUUGCAACGCAAUGCAGCUAUUCAAAACCAGCUAUCCCAAACGUCCGCCCGGGGCAUCAAGAAGAUGAGCGAUGACGAAGGGGAGAAGUUCUUUCUCGACUACUGGUACUUCGGAGAGGCCAACCAGACCGACCUACAAAGCUCUCAAACUCCAGAAAAGACACAACCUAAUCUUCACCCCCGCAUAUAUCCUUAUCAACCAUCCCAUCCUCUGGAUCUGGGUGAGACCUCUGACUCCCACGGAUGGAUGGGUCAAUUCUCACCGCUUCUUCGGAGAGAAUUCAAAUGCCCCGCGGGCACAAAUUCAUGCACCUCGAUUAAUCGCCCGAAUAGCUGCUGCAGUACGGGAUCGACCUGUGAGCUGGUCGACGAUACAGGGUCUGGGGAUGUAGGAUGUUGUCCGGACGGACAGCAUUGCUCUGGUACGAUUGGUUCAUGUCAGCAAGGGUACACUAGCUGUCCUGCGUCAUUGGGCGGUGGUUGCUGCAUUCCCGGAUACGAAUGUGUCAGCGGUGGCUGUGCCAACGUGUACACAGUGACGAUCACGGUGAGCUCGACCAUCAUGGUGUCGACUGUCACGGACACGGUUCCCGCGACUAGUACCGUUUCUAGUAGCAGCAGAAGUAGCAGUACAACAAAAUCGUCGUCGUCUGAAUCUACCGGAGAGUUUACUCCCCCUGCUCGACCCACGAGUCUCUCGACGGCGACCCCCUCCCAGACUGGGUCGAUCUGUCCCAUUGGAUUCUAUGCCUGUUCCGCUGUCUAUCAGGGAGGAUGUUGCCGGACUGGCCGCGACUGUGACACUAGCUCGUGCCCGGAGACCCCAUCGACGACGAUCACGACCAACGACCGAACCAUUGUGGUGCCUGCCGAGACGGAAGCGCCGCCAGCGACUACCGGGCGAUGCGCGAGCGGGUGGUUCAGAUGCGCAGACACCGCAGGUGGGGGCUGCUGUCCGACAGGGUUCGCAUGCGGCUCCAGCUGCACGGCACAGGAAACCGCGACAGCAACGGGGACGGUGGCGAAGGAGCAGCCCACGAAUUCCGCCGGCGAGAGAAACCUACCGGAAGGAAUGAAGAUGGUUGGAAUAAGUUUACUACUAGGACUACUCUGGACGAUUGGAUGAGUAAAUGAAGUUCAUGUACUUAAAACGCAUAACGAGA
Messenger RNA from Aspergillus caelatus, 1453 nucleotides. RefSeq names its product putative GPI anchored protein. The coding region runs from base 172 to 1416 and encodes 414 amino acids. NCBI's taxonomy places the organism in Eukaryota, Fungi, Ascomycota, Eurotiomycetes, Eurotiales, Aspergillaceae. The transcript has 3 exons. The record is from RefSeq and is a predicted model, not a curated record.